ACGGCGGCGCGGGGUGCCGGGAGCCAUGGGCUAUUGCAGCGGCCGGUGCACGCUGGUGGCCGUGUGCGGCGCGCAGCUGGUUUCUGUGCUCGAGAGGCAGAUAUUUGACUUCCUUGGUUAUCAGUGGGCACCCAUCCUCGCAAAUUUUAUACACAUUAUUAUAGUCAUACUUGGCUUAUUUGGAACCAUCCAGUAUAGACCUCGUUACAUAACAGGAUAUGCUGUCUGGCUGGUCCUUUGGGUUACAUGGAACGUGUUUGUUAUCUGCUUCUAUUUGGAGGCUGGAGACCUUUCAAAGGAAACAGAUCUCAUUCUGACCUUUAACAUCUCAAUGCACCGUUCCUGGUGGAUGGAGAAUGGGCCGGGCUGCACCGUGACCUCAGUAACCCCAGCACCAGACUGGGCACCAGAGGAUCAUCGUUAUAUCACUGUCUCGGGGUGUUUCCUUGAAUAUCAGUACAUAGAAGUGGCUCACAGUUCUCUUCAGAUCUUCCUUGCACUGGCAGGCUUCAUCUAUGCCUGUUAUGUUGUGAAGUGUAUUACUGAAGAAGAGGACAGCUUUGAUUUCAUAGGUGGAUUUGACUCUUACGGCUAUCAAGGCCCACAGAAGACAUCUCAUUUACAGCUACAGCCCAUGUAUAUUGCCAACAGUGUGCUCUAUGCUGUACAAGCCAAGAAGCCUAGACAGUCCCUUCAAAACGAAUACGCUUUUUGAACAGAAUGGGACAGAACCGAUGCUCAUGUACCUCCUUGCAGUGUGGCCACAGCUGAUGUGCUCAAAAGCAGCUUCCUGGCAUUUUGUGCCGGACAUGCCAGUGCUCAUUUCCAGACCAUGGGAGAAGGAUACAAUAAGAUGGCGGAAAUCAAUUGUCAAGACAAAAUUCUCCUCUUGGGAGGUGACGGAGGAAGGUCAAAGUAAAUACGGGCACUACUCAAGGUGGGCUGGAGGACCUGUUCAAAAAUCUCUUUCAGGAUGGCCACCUGGUUCUUCAAAGAGAAAAGAAAUCCAAUUUUUGUUCUAAAAAUAAUGUAUAGAAGCUGAUUGAACAGUGAGACAGAAAACAACAGAGACCUUCAGCCUCUCUUUCUAACAGGUACUAAAGGAGAUGCCCCAGACUCCCUCCUUGAACCUCCUGCCUCUCAGCACCAGAGGGACACAGCAGAGGCAUUGGUGCCACCUUUUGUCCCUUUCUUUCCCUGGCCACUGCCAGCAUGGCCCAUCUGGAUUAAGACAUGAACCCAGCCCAGUCAGUGCUGUGGGAGCCUCCUUCACACUGCGGGCCACGUUGAGUCUCCUCAGUCAACACAACACUGAAAUACCAGGAUGACCUUGCAGCAGAAGUCAAUAGACAGCGCAUUGUUUGCCCUGAAGGCUGUACAGUUCAUACUUGCCUUAACCCAACUGCAUUGCACAUUAGAGAAACUACGUGCAAGCUUUCUGAAGUUAACAUGCUGCUGUUAAUUCUGAACGAUUUCUAAGUCAGUGGUUUUCUUCUGUUUGGUUUUGCUUUGUUUUCAUGUCAGGGAAUAAGGCUCUGUUGCUCCAUGGCUCCAGAGCAACCAAGUAGAAAACUGCCAGCUGUCUGAUAAGUGCUUUACUUUUGGGGCUCCACAGUGGUCAAGAAGCAGUUUAUAAUGAUUAAAAAGAAAAAUAAAUAAAGAAAUAAAUGAGACCUUUUGAGGGUCAGGGUGGGGAAAUGGGUAACAGAAACUAAUAAUUGAACCUACUGGACAUAAGCAGCAGAAACAGUGCUUCUUAAUCCCGCUGGUUUUAUUUAUCGCACUGUAGGUGCUUUUAUAGCUAUCUCUAAACAUCUUUUACUAACUACAGAGACAUCUGCAGAUUUCUAUGAACAAAGGCCAACUGAAUAUGUACUAGCUAUGUUUACUCUUUUAUAUCUGAUUUCAACUAAAAAUUCUCUGUAAGUGAGCUUUUUUUUCUAAUUGCACCAUAAGGGAUCCACAUAUUUUAUUUCUCGAUUUUGGUUGGAGAGGGCAGGGAGGGACUAGUUGAGUUGAAGAAAUACUGAAGACCUUUCUGUGGUAUAUUUGGGGGAUCUGUUGUGUGUUAGAACGUGUAUUUUAUCUUCCUGUAUUAUUGUGGCUGAAAAAAACCCUCUGUGCUGUUACGUAGUUGGCAACAAGAUGCCUUUGGGAAUUUUGCUAGUAGGUCAAUGUGUAUAUGAAAUACUCUGAACUCCUAGGAACAUAUGUUUUAUUCUACAUCUGAUCUGUAUUUUCAAGAACGUAGAUGGCUUUCACUAGGAAAACCCAAUAUUUUGCUCAGGUUUUUCAGAAACUUGGAUUGUCAUUGUUUCUUUGCUCAGACCUUGCAUAGACAAACGCACGCACCUACCACACCUGAGGUGACCACGUAGCUUUUGAGGGCAAGAGGGAAGGUCAGCGCUUGGAAAUGCCCAAGGCACCCCCGGGCACUUCCCUUUUCCCUGCUGGCCAAACCCUUGCUCCAGAGGCCUGUGUGCUCACACCACUCACCCAUCCCUGUACAAGCCAGUGCCCUUUGCUGUGUCUGCAUGGAUGUACAGUGUCACAAGCAGCAACUCUGGACAAUGAUAGAGGAACAGGCAUUCACCUGUGAAAACAAGAUUCAGGACAUGGUCAGGAACUAUAUCUACAUUGAUUCAGUGAGAUUUAUAUAGAUAUAGAUAGAUAUAUAUAUAUGUAAGUGUGUGAAGGUGUGUGUAUGUCUAUGUAUAUAAAAUACACAGGACUAACUAUUUUUGGGGGCUGCAUCACCCAGGAAGAUUCUGAUGCUGUGGACCAAGGGUUCCCGUCUCAGAUACUGCUGGGAAUUUCAUGCAUGAAAUGUCCCCUAGGCCUGAUCCUGUAAAGCAUUCAUUGCUGAUUUGGAUCACAAAUUUAAAUUUUCAUACUUGAGUACCUGAAAAUAUGAGAUCCUACUGGGUAGAGAUGCUUUUCACCCCCUGGAAACCCCAUGCAACUUCCAAGUGACAGGCUGAAAUUUGCCACAACUUGCAAAACUAAAAAAGUUUCUACUUUUAUGUAGUAUUAAAUAUAGCAGAUGUAUAGUAUUAAACACAAUGAAGAGGUUUAAAUGGGAUGAAAAUAUCGUAACAGGUUAUUUUAUCUUUCCCUGUAUACCAGUUAAUCAAAAUGAUAUUUCUAUAAAAAUCAUUUUUUAACAUUAAAAGAAACCAGUUUAGGCACCUAAGCAGCAAUCCAAUUUUCAGAAGAUAAUUUUUCAUACCUUUCAGUGAUUUCCCAUGGAACAGCGGCUACUGGUAGUUAGCAAUUUUAGAAGUCAGACAAUUUAAUGAAGUGUCUACACGUAGCUUAUAGGCCUGAUUUUAAAUUAGAAAAUUUUGGCCUUAAUUUCUCUGUGUCUUAGUCUUCCCAUCCAUAAUACGGGAAUAAUAUGUGCCUCACAGGUUUUUUGUGAGGUCUGAAUUGUUAAUGUUUGUAAAAUGCUUAGGAAAUAGGAAGCACAUCUAACUACUAUGGAUUGCAAUAUAAAUGUGUAUUCAUAUAUUACAUAUAGAGUAGAUACACACACUCACAUACACACAGUAUAUAUAUAUAUACACACAUACAUACCUAUAUGAAGUUGGUAUUCAUAAUCCUGCUUAAGUUGCAGUUAGAGCACCACCAUUAAAAAAAAUAGGACUGUUGACUACUCAACUAAAUGAUUAGUGGACAGAUCUCUUCUGGAAGCAGUUUAGAGCACAGUAAUGUGAGAAUAUCUGGAUGGCAUUUUUGAUUUGUACAGCUGUAUCCUCCUCAAAAUCCAGUAAAGAAUGUUAUUUUUCUAGGCUGGGCUUUUGUUAUAAACUAAAAUAUUCAGAAGGCAAGAGAUACAAUCCAAAUGUGUCUUUUUUUCUUUUCUUUUUGACAUUUGUUAAUUCUGAAUGUAUUUUUAACAAAAGUGAUUUUUUUGACUUACUAGUGUAAUUUGCAUUUAAAAAAAAAAAUAAAUGGAAAAAAUAUAGGUUUCCAAGCUA
Vidua macroura (Pin-tailed whydah) is the source of this 3980-nucleotide messenger RNA. It is a transcript of the gene NKAIN2, whose product is annotated as sodium/potassium transporting ATPase interacting 2. The transcript is spliced from 8 exons. NCBI's taxonomy places the organism in Eukaryota, Metazoa, Chordata, Aves, Passeriformes, Viduidae. The record is from RefSeq and is a predicted model, not a curated record. Bases 26 to 715 code for a protein of 229 amino acids. Gene Ontology annotation, biological process: regulation of sodium ion transport.